Molecule: messenger RNA, 2883 nt
Organism: Seriola aureovittata
Lineage: Eukaryota; Metazoa; Chordata; Actinopteri; Carangiformes; Carangidae
Product: tripartite motif-containing protein 16-like
Exons: 1
Coding region: 743-2428 (561 amino acids)
Molecular function (GO): protein binding; zinc ion binding
Source: RefSeq, a predicted model, not a curated record
CUUCAUUUAUAAGUAAAGGUAAGACCAUAAUAACGUUUUUUUUUUUUUUAUUAAAUGUGCUUUUUUGUGUGCUACAGUUUGUAUGUGUUUGAAUGCUGGUAUGAGCUUUUAAACAUAACCCGUUAACUGCAGCCAAUCAAAUGUUUGUAAAUCUGACUGUGAUGAAGUCAGUGCCUCACCAGCCAUGAAUCUCACCGCACGUCACUGUUUCAGGUUUUUAGGUUCUGUAAAUGUGGAACAAUACAACAAACAACAAAUAUUUUUAUUUUAAUUCAAUAUCAAAAACGCUACAGACGACAGAGCCUGGCCUUGCCCUCGCACAUGACUCUUUGUCCCGGUCAGUGAUCUCAGGAGCGGGGCAGCGAACUGCCGCGGUGACCGCCGCUCUCACCCCUGAAAGCGCCAGAGCGAAUUUCCGAACAGACAUUAUUUGGAUGAACUCCGCACAUAUUCCAAAUCAGAGUUAGUUCCCGGUCUGAAAAAUCAAAGUCCCCGCCGUUGCUGCUGUUUGGUGCGAAAUGCAUUUAGGGAUACUUGGCAGUCCCAAGCGGCCACGCCCCCAAACGGGAGGAGAGAGAUUACUUUCAGUGUGGGUAGAUGUAGUCUUUGAACCGGGAUCGAUUAGAACAACACUCGUGCUCCACAAGAAUAUAACACAGAGAACACCGCGGAUUAAUCACCGUCCCGUUUUCUCUGUCAGUGACACUGUUCAGUCACAGUGCAACUUCCGCUGUCUGUUGAAAUGGCGCAGCAAGGAAUUCAGCUGAACGAGGAAAAACUCUGCUGUUCGAUCUGUUUGGAUCUACUGAAGGAUCCAGUGACUAUUCCCUGUGGACACAACUACUGCAAGAACUGUAUCAAAAGCUUCUGGGAAGAAAAGUGUCAGAAGAAAAGACACAGCUGUCCUCAGUGCAGACAGACCUUCAGAUCAAGACCUGUCCUGGUGAAAAACACCAUGUUAGCAGAGUUAGUGGAGGAAGUGAAGAAGACUGGACUCCAAGCUGCUCCAGCUGAUCACUGCUAUGCCGGACCUGAUGACGUGGCCUGUGAUUUCUGCACUGGGAGAAAGCGAAAGGCUGCAAAGUCCUGUCUGCAGUGUCAGCUGUCUUCCUGUGAGCAGCACCUCCAGCCUCACUACGAGGUUGCUCCAUUAAAGAAGCACAAGCUGGUAAAUCCAUCAGCAAAUAUUCAAGAGAACGUUUGCUCCCGUCACAGUGAGGUAAUGAAGAUUUUCUGCCGCACUGAUCAGCAGUGUAUCUGUUAUCUCUGCUCCAUUAAUGAACAUAAAGGCCACGACACCGUCUCUGCUGCAGCAGAAACGACUGAGAGGCAAAAGGAACUUGGGGCAAGCUGGCAAAAGAUCCAGCAGAGAAUCCAGGACAGGGAGAAAGAUGUGGUGGCGCUUCAGCAGGAGGUGGAGGCUAUCAAUCGCUCUGCUGAUAAAGCAGUGAGGGACAGUGAUGAGAUCUUCAAUGAACUGGUGCAUGUUAUCAGGAAAAGAAGCUCUGGAGUGAAGCACCUGAUCAAAUCUCGACAAAAAAACGAAUUGAGUCGAGUCAAAGAGCUUCAGAAGAAGCUCCAGCAGGAGAUCACUGAGCUGAGGAGGAAAGAUGCUGAGCUGGAGAAACUCUCACAGACAGAGGACCACACUCAGUUAUUCCAUAAUUUCCCAUCACUGUCAAAUCUCACUGAAUCUACAAGCUCACCCAGCAUCAACAUACGUCCUCCGCGAUGCUUUGAGGAUGUGACGGCGGCUGUGUCAGAGGUCGGAGAUAAACUACAGGACAUCCUUAAAGAAGACUGGAUGAAGAUCUGUAUGAACGACAGAUCGCUGACAGAUACUGAUGCGGACGUUUUACUGCCACCAGCAGAACCAAAGACCAGAGCUGAAUUCUUACAAUAUUCAAAACAAAUCACACUGGAUCCAAACACGGCUCACACAGAGGUGGCACUAUCUGAAGGGAACAGAAAAGCAACAAAUAUGGAAGUGUCUCAGCUGUAUUCUCCUCAGCCGGACAGAUUCACUGACAUGUUUCAGGUCCUGAGCAGAGAGAGUCUGACCAGACGUUGUUACUGGGAGGUGGAGUGGAGUGGAGGAGGAGUUUCAGUAGCAGUCACAUACAAGGACAUCAGCAGAACAGGAGAUGACAGUGGAUUUGGAAACAAUGAUAAGUCGUGGUCGUUAGAGUGUCCCUUCUUUGGUGAUUAUCAGUCAAAACAAAAGAAGAUCAGCGCUGCCGUCUCAGGCCCUCGGUCCUCCAGAGUAGGAGUUUACCUGGAUCACAGAGCAGGUGUUCUGUCUUUCUACAGCGUCUCUGAAACCAUGACUCUCCUGCACAGAGUCCAGACCACAUUCGCUCAGCCUCUCUACGCUGGACUUGGGGUUAACUAUUUUGGAUCAACAGCUGAGCUGUGUGAGCUCUACUAGACACAUGCUACUGAAAUGUAUUUCCCCCAGGAAACAGAUGACAUUUCACAUCACAGUGACAGAGCAGUUGAUGAUAGAAAUAAACAUUUAUUCCUAUAUAAAUAUAUUCUACUGUAUGUUGUGUAUCACUCUUUCUUUUCCAUUACACGGCCGAGACAGAACACCAAUAAACAUUCAUCCUCAUGCAAAUAUCUGCAUAUGUGCUGUAUGUUGCCUAAAACUGAUUUUAUUGUAUUUGCAUCGUUGCUAUAAUAUUGUUCGGUCUUUCUUUUCCAUCAAACAGCCUUUAAUGGAGUAGCACUCUAAAUCAUUUUCCUCUUGAGUGCUGACUCACCGGUUUAACAGACAUUGUGAACUUUGUGAUUAAAAUUAAUAUGUAGAUUGAGCCAGAGACCUUUACCAGGAUUUAUAUACAGUACGAACAAAGUCACUCAAUAAAGUCAUUUCUAAGAGUA